Molecule: messenger RNA, 1409 nt
Organism: Sesamum indicum (sesame)
Lineage: Eukaryota; Viridiplantae; Streptophyta; Magnoliopsida; Lamiales; Pedaliaceae
Product: scarecrow-like protein 32
Source: RefSeq, a predicted model, not a curated record
CACCAAAGUCUCUUGGGAACUUUGGGGACGCUAAUUGCAUGGAACAGUUGCUCGUCCACUGCGCCAACGCCAUCGAGAGCAACGACGCUACUCUUGCUCAGCAAAUCUUGUGGGUUCUUAACAACAUCGCGCCCCCCGACGGUGAUUCGAAUCAGCGCCUCACUUGCGGCUUCCUUCGGGCCCUUAUCGCUCGUGCCGCCAAGAGCGGAAACUGCAAGCUGUUUACCGCCAUGGCUAAUGUCCACGCCAAUGAUUUAUCCAUGAACAAUCACAAAUUCUCAAUCAUUGAGCUCGCGAGCUUCGUGGAUUUGACCCCGUGGCACAGGUUUGGUUUCACGGCGGCUAAUGCAGCCGUGGCCCUGGAGGGGUAUUCAGUGGUUCAUAUAGUCGAUUUAAGCUUGACCCACUGCAUGCAGAUACCGACCCUUAUUGAUUCCAUAGCUACCAGGCUUGAGGGGCCGCCGCUGGUCAAACUCACUGUAGCCGGGGCCAUGGAAGAUUUCCCUCCGAUGCUCGAUCUGUCGUACGAGGAAUUAGGUUCUAAAUUGGUUAAUUUCGCUCGGUCCCGCAAUGUCGUAAUGGAAUUUAGGGUCAUUCCUUCGAGUUCUUCAAACGGGUUUUCUUCAUUGAUUGAGCAACUCAGAAUGCAACAGUUAAUACGCGUCGAAAAUGGUGAGGCGCUCGUGAUAAACUGCCAUAUGAUGCUUCAUUACAUACCAGAAGAAACCCUAUCUUCAGGGGUCCCAAACACGAGUUCACCCAUAGAGAGCACAUCCCUUCGCACCAUGUUUCUCAAGGCAUUACGAGGUCUGGAUCCCACGAUAGUCGUGUUAGUGGAUGAGGAUGCCGAUUUUACAUCAAACAAUCUAGUGAACAGAUUAAGGUCGGCAUACAAUUAUCUAUGGAUACCCUAUGAUACAGUGGACACGUUUCUUCCCCGGGGGAGCAAGCAGCGGCAAUGGUACGAAGCCGACUUAUGUUGGAAGAUUGAAAACGUGAUUUCACAUGAAGGGCCUCAGCGAGUUGAAAGACUUGAGCCCAAGAGCAAAUGGGUUCAGAGAAUGAGGAAUGCGAGUUUCAGAGGAGUUGCUUUCAGUGAAGAGGCGAUUACAGAAGUGAAGAACAUGCUGGACGAGCAUGCGGCUGGUUGGGGGCUGAAGAAGGAAGACGAAGAUCUCGUGCUUACUUGGAAAGGACACAACGUAGUGUUUGCUACUGCCUGGAUACCUGCUUAAUUUGAUGGUACCUUGAGCUUAAUUAAUUUCAGAUUAUUAAUUCAGUUUACUGUUUCAGCAUAGUUCACUAUUUGUCUCCAAAUGUACUGAUGAUCCAUCAUGAUCAGAAUAUGUAGUGUGUAUGAAUAAUCUUUUUCUGGCUUCAUUGUGCAUGAUUCAGACAUAUGCAUGUUA